CACUUUUCUUCCACGCCUCUCUUUUGGUCUCUACCCCGUUUUGUCUCUUUCUUUGCUUUCUCGUUAUCUUCCCUUACUGACAGACCACUGACCUGCUUUUCUCACAGACCCAGCGACCGAGAGAGAGAGAGAGAGUUUGAUGACCGAGUUUAACGUGAUGGAGUGGGAGAAGCAGGGAGGACAUGACCGUCAUCAUCACCAUCAUCAUCAUCAUCAGCAGCAGCAGCAGCCGCAGCAAGAGAGGGAAGAGAAUGGGAGUGUUGGUAAUAUCGACGUUAAUGGGAAUGGGAAUGGUGGGAUGUUGUAUGUGAAGGUUAUGACGGAUGAGCAGUUGGAGACUCUUCGCAAGCAGAUUGCUGUUUACGCCUCAAUCUGCGAGCAACUAGUUGAGAUGCACAAGAACCUCACUGCCCAACAAGAUCUCGCAGGAGUGAGGCUGGGCAAUAUAUACUGUGACCCUUUAAUGACAUCUGCUGGCCACAAAAUUACUUCCAGACAGCGGUGGACUCCAACACCUGUACAGCUUCAGAUUCUGGAGCGUAUAUUUGAGCAAGGGACUGGAACCCCAAGCAAGCAGAAGAUCAAAGACAUAACCUCUGAACUGAGUCAGCAUGGCCAAAUUUCAGAAACAAAUGUCUAUAAUUGGUUCCAGAACAGGCGUGCUCGAUCAAAACGGAAGCAACAAAAUGCAGCAUCGAACACUGCUGAAUCAGAAGUAGAGACAGAAGUUGAUUCACCUAAAGAUAAGAAGACAAAACCAGAGGAAUUUCACUCCCAACAGAACUCAGAUCCUAGGGCUGAAGAUUUGUGCUUCCAGAACCCAGAGAUAAGCUCUGAUUUGCACUUCUUAGAUCCACAGAGUAGUAAAGAAGAGACUAUGUUUCCUACAGAUGGCGGCUUAAAACCUGCUAGAGGCUUAGGCCAGCUCUCCUUUUACGAUGGUUUGCUAACAAAUCCAAGAAACGACCACCUGACUGGAAAGAUGGAAGUGCCAGGGAGCUAUAGUAUUUAUCACCAUUCAGAAGAUUAUGGCAUGUAGUUUGACACUCAUUUUGUCCAGCAUUGUUAUUAUACUUGACGAAGUUAUAUUGUCACUAGAAGCCAUGUAGAUCGCAGAUUGUGGUUUUUGGGCUUGCAAGCAGCAAUCAGUGCAAAUCGAUUCCGUCGAACCUAUAUAUAUAUAUAUAUCUCGCCUAACGUAGUAGAGUGGAGUCAUAUACUUAUGGUUCAGCUUCAAUGAUACGAAUGAACUGAAAGCUGGAGUGUAGAUAUACCAGUAUGGCAUCAUAAUUUGGGACUGGUUUUUUGCUUUUGACUGAUUAAUUUUGAGUUGCUUCUGUCUUUUGUUAACAGAGUGGGCUUAGAUAUGUCUUGAGCAGUUUAAAGGGGUAUUGAUGAUGAUGUUAAGUUUCUUUUAGACUUACAUUAUGAUAGCUUUGUUUGCAAGGAAACAAUUUGGAUGUUUGCCUAUUUCACUUUUUGACAUUUUGCACCAAAGAUGAAGAGUUUCACAUGAGUGUUGUUUCAAAGGGGAGCAGCUAAGCGCAAUCAAAGUGGCCGCUAAUCAUGAUGAUUA
Molecule: messenger RNA, 1576 nt
Organism: Corylus avellana
Lineage: Eukaryota; Viridiplantae; Streptophyta; Magnoliopsida; Fagales; Betulaceae
Gene: WOX13
Product: WUSCHEL related homeobox 13
Molecular function (GO): DNA-binding transcription factor activity; DNA binding
Source: RefSeq, a predicted model, not a curated record